CUCGAGUACAAAGCCUGAGGAGCACAGACACGAGAGCUAGACCACCUCCCCCUCAUCGCACAUCUGAAUUCCGAUGAUCUCAUCACACUGAAACUCACAACUCAUCCAACUCACGACGUCUGCAGAAUGGCCUCACUAUUAGGUGCUGUGCGCCGCAACUGGACCAUGUUCAGACAGCCGCUCGCGCCAAAGAAGGACGACGCCCUCAAGUUCGGCAUCCUGGGCGCCGCCAACAUCGCCGACAUGGGCUUCAUCACCCCGUCCAGGAGCCACCCGGACAUCGUCGUCUACGCCGUCGCCGCGAGGGAUAAGAGCAGGGCCGUCGCCUAUGCCAAGCGCCACGGCAUCCCCGAGGUCAGGGACAGCUACCAGGCAAUCCUGGACGACCCGGCCAUCGACGCCGUCUACAUCCCCACCCCCAACGGGCUGCACUUCGAGUGGGCGCUCCGGGCCCUGGCGGCGGGGAAGCACGUCCUCCUCGAGAAGCCGAGCACCUCCAACGCCGCCGAGGCCGAGCUGCUCUUCCGCUCGCCCCUCCUCGCGCAGCAGCACCCGCACGGCGGCCCCGCCCCGGUCCUGAUGGAGGCCUUCCACAGCUUCUUCGCCCCCUCGUGGCGCCUCUUCUUGUCCGUCGUCGACCGCCCGACCCUGGCGCACGCCCGCGCCCGCGCCGUCGUCCCCUCCUUCAUCGCGAGGGACGACGACAUCCGCUUCGACUACGGCCUCGCGGGCGGGUCCGCCAUGGACGUCGGGACGUACGCCGUCGCCGCCGUGCGGACGGCGCUCGGCGCCGAGCCCGAGGAGUGCGUGCGCGCCGACCUGGUCCCCAUGGCGCCGCCGCGGGGGCGGUGCGACGGCAUGUUCGGCGCGCAGUUCCGGUUCCCGGGCGGCGUGGUGGGCGAGGUCGAGGGCGGGCUGCGGGGGUCCAACCUGCGCCUCGAGUGGCCGACGCUUACCGUGCGGCACCGGGCGGUCGUCGUCGAGCCGGCGGGCGGCGGGGACGAGGGCGAGGGCACGGAGACGAGGCGCACGCGGACGGUCGUCUUUGUCAACUUUAUGUUCUCGCCUGUCUACCACCGCGUCGACGUCGAGGACGAGUUCGUCGUCGCCAGGAGGGGCUCUGGCGAGGAGGUGCGCAGGUAUGUGAGGAGGGAGACCAGGAAGGCGUACUCGUUCCGGGAGAUGGGCGUCGACGGGCCCGGCGAGGUAUACUGGCCCACGUACCGCUACGAGCUGGAGGAGUUUGUCAACCGGGUCCGCGGGCGGCCCGGCAACGGGACGUUCUUCACGCAUGAGAACAGCAUGGCGCAGAUGAGGGCCUUGGACAUGAUGUAUGAGAAGUCUGGGCUGGGGCUGAGGCCCACGAGUGAGUAUAGGCCGUGAGAGGCAUGUCGUGGAGUAUAGUUAAUAGAGUGGUAAUGGAGUGUCGUUCACAG
This is a messenger RNA of Diaporthe batatas, 1436 nucleotides long. RefSeq lists its product as uncharacterized. Gene Ontology annotation, molecular function: nucleotide binding. The record is from RefSeq and is a predicted model, not a curated record. The coding region runs from base 127 to 1383 and encodes 418 amino acids. The transcript has 2 exons. NCBI's taxonomy places the organism in Eukaryota, Fungi, Ascomycota, Sordariomycetes, Diaporthales, Diaporthaceae.